Phytophthora nicotianae INRA-310 is the source of this 258-nucleotide messenger RNA. RefSeq lists its product as hypothetical. The record is from RefSeq and is a predicted model, not a curated record. The transcript has a single exon. NCBI's taxonomy places the organism in Eukaryota, Oomycota, Peronosporomycetes, Peronosporales, Peronosporaceae. The coding region runs from base 1 to 258 and encodes 85 amino acids.
AUGUGGACGGUAGAGGACUCGGACGAAGGUAGCAGCAGCCCAACGGAAAAGGAGAACAGGAAGCGUAGAACGACAGGAAACACGGCCACCGCCAUCGCAACUCCAGACGUCGGUCUCACUCGCGUUCUUCAUCGUCGGAAUCUUCGUCGGACUCGGAAUCUGUUAGCUCCGACAGCUCGGAUGACGAGCGAUCUCGGCGGAAACGGAAACACAGUGCAGCAGCUCGCAGAAGGACAGGAAGGGGCACAAGAAGGAUAA